Messenger RNA from Oncorhynchus kisutch (coho salmon), 2790 nucleotides. Its product is annotated as replication stress response regulator SDE2. The record is from RefSeq and is a predicted model, not a curated record. Bases 791 to 1987 code for a protein of 398 amino acids. Gene Ontology annotation, cellular component: nucleus. Lineage: Eukaryota; Metazoa; Chordata; Actinopteri; Salmoniformes; Salmonidae. The transcript is spliced from 7 exons.
GGAAGCGAGAUGUGAGCUCGAGGUCCUCAAGACGCAGACGGACCCUGCUCCCCCUCUGGUACUUCUCUCCAUCCACUGUCGGUCGUUUACAUACACAAUGGAACUUGGCACCAAAGUCAAUGUAUAAAUCGUCUUUGAUUGUGUGAAAGAUCUUCCCGAUUACCAUUUUGUCCUUUGCUGGUCCCAUCUGCAUGAGAGGAGAAUUUCGUAGCAAUGACGCAAAUGAUUUUUCAUUUCUUGUAGACCCAAGUCUGACAGUAGUUCCCGUCUGAUUUUGUCUCUGCUGAAGGUCUGUGUGUUGUUCAUAUGCUGCAGCGAAGCCACUUUUCACCUUGUCGGCUGCUGGUUUUUGCGUUUCUUCCACCGCUUUUCCUUCCGAUGUUUCCUCGCUAUCUGUGCUGUAUAAGGACUUGCAAAUAUCAAUUGCUCGUUUUGGAAACACACAUGCGCCAGUCCUCGGACCUGAAACGACCUUGCACAAAGCUGCCAUGUUGGUGUGUCUGUCGCAAAGGACGGUGGAUGUUUUAUUUGUGUUACAUUUAAAUGAAAAGGGAAGGAAUACCACAAUAAUUAAAUUAGUACUGUGUAUAACAAUAACGAACUCAUUACAUUUGUGGUGGCAAAAUUAGUAUAAAAAAACAAAGCCCUUAAAAAACGCUACAUCGUCACGUUACGUUUUUGUUUUAAGUUAUCCGGCUUCCGUGGCAUAAAACAUUUUGACGUCAGCGUAAAUAUCCGGUAUUAGCUCGACAAAGUAUCCUUACAUUUCUGUUCUCUCUUUGGCAACAUCAUGGAGUUGUUUUUUUCUGGUCCACUUCUUCAUUUUUGCAGCGCUUCUUUUCCUACUGGAGCAUCUGUUCGUGAUCUAGUUGAUAUUUUUACGAAAGAAAAGGGAAUCCCGUCAUCGGAUCUCUAUGUCAAGAAUAAUGGACGACUAUCAGAGCUUGAUGAGAAAUUGCAGGCUGGAGCGGUGUAUCGACUGGAACCUCGUCUCUGUGGAGGGAAAGGAGGCUUUGGGUCUAUGCUUAGGGCUCUUGGGGCACAAAUUGAGAAGACCACAAACCGCGAAGCCUGCAGAGACCUAAGCGGAAGGAGACUAAGAGAUGUCAACCAUGAGAAAGAGAUGGCAGAGUGGCUUAAGAAGCAGGCAGACCGCGAGGCAGAGAAAGAGCAAAGGCGUCUGGAGAGACUGCAGAGGAAGCUGGCCGAGCCCAAGCAUCACUUUACAGACCCAGAGUACGAGAAGCAGUGCCACGAUCUCUCAGAACGCCUGGAGGACUCCGUUUUAAAAGGAAUGCAAGCCUCUUCCAGCGGACUAGUGAAAGUAGACGAGGCACCGAAACGCAAAAAGCCACCUCCAAACAAAGGCCAAGGGAAAAGCAAGAAGAAAUGCUUUUGGACUGGUGUUGGUGGCCUGGAUGACCUCGACAGCUCUGAGGAUGACGAUGAUGCAAGCGACAGCGGGAACUCUCCCUCCACAUCUGCUUCCGGUUCAGGGGUACCCGAUUGUCCCGUAACGGGAGCAACGUCAGCUCACACAUCAGCCUCUCAGAGCAGAGCGGAACAAACGGCAACUCCAGAAGCUCCUAGGGCAAGCAGCAACUCCAUCUCAGGACCCAGCUCUCCAGAGAGCCCAGCCGAGGUGCAGACACAAUCUCAAGCAGAGAUUGCUACCAGUGGUAGUGGGGAGCAGAAGGAUGUGGUCCCCACAGAAGAAACAUUCCCAAAGACCGACAAUCUAAGUGCAGCUCAGAGUAGCGUCAACCAAGCCGCUUGUGAAGAUGGGCCCUUAGACCUCCAGGCAGUGCACUCAGACAAGGAGUUGGAGACUUUGGGGUUGGACAGGCUAAAGGCAGAACUGAUUGCACGGGGGAUGAAGUGUGGGGGAACCCUGUCCGAGCGCGCUGCUCGCCUUUUCUCCACCGUAGGGCUUUCUGCAGAGGACAUUGAUCCUGCCCUAUUGGCCAAACCUAGCAAGAAGCAAUGACUGCCUAGUGCCUAUUACAGCACCGUAUAAUAUUGAGUCUUCUGCUAAGCGGACUUGUGAUAUAACUAUGCCAUGUGCCCCAGAUUCAAAGUGUGAUUUAUUUUUGUUUGCCCCAUAUAGUGGACACAAUUAAAGAUUGUCCCAGCUAUUGGAUAUAUCCCAGAAUUCUCCUGUUCUCAAUGCAUUUCUGACAUUUUUUUCUAGAGUAGAUUUUACUUUUUGAAAUUCUUAAGUCAAUGUACUGUCCCUUAUGUUUGAUGAAAUGUCACAAAUUAAAUGAACUUUCUCUUUAUCACAGUAGCUAGGUUUUUAUCCAAUUGGUGACAGAUUUUCAUGUACAUUUUCUAAAACGAUAUGCGCAUUUUUCAACUAGAGAUGUUACCAUCACGUAACUCCAAGUUUACUUUGAUAUGAUGGUUAUUAUAUUAACAUUUGAGUAUGAAGGUGUUUCCACUGCCAUUUCUCGUGUAAUUAAUUUUCCAGAAACACAGUGUUCCCACCUUGUCUAGCCUUUUGUGUUUUGUUGACAUUUGGAAAGUUAACACAAUUUGCUGUUUCCAAAAGGCCUGUUACUUUUUUUAAAUCCAACGUUCUUUACUCACAUAAAAAGGUUGAAUGGCAACCUGGUUAGUGAGUGGUUGUUCUCACAACCAACAUAUUUUUAGGACAGAGAAUUUAUCUUUGGCUUAAAAAUGAGGUUCAUAACUCUGGAAAUGGCUAUCUUGUUGUUCUGUGGUCUUAUAUGUUCCUUUUGUGGAUAUAUGGUUGAAUAAAAGGACUUACUGUAUUGUUUUAAGCUCAAA